Molecule: messenger RNA, 254 nt
Organism: Gekko japonicus
Lineage: Eukaryota; Metazoa; Chordata; Lepidosauria; Squamata; Gekkonidae
Product: ubiquinol-cytochrome-c reductase complex assembly factor 2-like
Exons: 2
Biological process (GO): mitochondrial respiratory chain complex III assembly
Cellular component (GO): mitochondrial matrix
Source: RefSeq, a predicted model, not a curated record
GUGAGCCUCCUGCUAGUGGUGACGGGGACGCACUGCCCAAGAUGGCGGUGACGCGCUACCGGCGCUUCUUGAAGCUCUGUGAGGAGUGGCCCGUGGAGGAAACGAAACGUGGGCGUGACUUGGGCACCUUCUUGCGGCAGCGGGUGGCCCAGGCCUUCCGAGAGGGAGAGAACACGCAGAUUGCUGAUCCCGUGACCUGUGAUGAAAUGUACGAGAGUCUAGCUAGAAUCCAUACCAACUAUUAUAAAAACAAG